Messenger RNA from Phacochoerus africanus (Common warthog), 1157 nucleotides. RefSeq names its product retinoic acid early transcript 1E-like. Gene Ontology annotation, biological process: antigen processing and presentation of endogenous peptide antigen via MHC class Ib; immune response; antigen processing and presentation of endogenous peptide antigen via MHC class I via ER pathway, TAP-independent. NCBI's taxonomy places the organism in Eukaryota, Metazoa, Chordata, Mammalia, Artiodactyla, Suidae. The record is from RefSeq and is a predicted model, not a curated record. Gene Ontology annotation, cellular component: external side of plasma membrane. The coding region runs from base 63 to 881 and encodes 272 amino acids. The transcript is spliced from 5 exons.
UGGAAGUGUAGACACAGCCCAGGCUCUUUUUUCUGGCUAGUCUCCUAAGACUGCUGGGGGGAAUGUCACUGGCUCACACCACAAGGCUACUUUCACUGACACUGCUACUGCUGCUAGAACCCGGGAAGACUCUGUGCUAUGCUCACUCGCUCUGCCUCGACUUCGCUGUCACAUCUCAGUCCAGACCCGGACAGCCCUGGUGUGAAGUCCAGGGCUCAGUGGACACAAAGCCUCUCCUCCAGUAUGACAGUGACAGCAACCAGGUCACAGCUUCGGGCCGCCUGGGGGAGGAGGUAAAUGGCACCAAAGCAUGGAGCGACUUGACUGGAACCCUGGGAGAAGUGGGCCGAGAGCUCAGGAUGGUCCUGCCUGACAUCCAGCUGGGGACAGAGGAGACCAGGGGUCCUCCCCGGCUGCAGGCCAAGCUGUGCUGUCAGCUUGAAGCAGAGCGAGGCACCGCUGCCUCCUGGCACUUCAGCUUCGAUGGGCAGACGGCCCUCCUCCUUGACGCCAUGGACGUGAACUGGACAGUCGUGAAUCCCGGAGCCACAGGGAUCAAGGAGCAGUGGCAGAAGGACCAGGACCUGGCAGAGCGUUUCAGGAAGCUCGCAGUGGGAGACUGUGGUCACUGGCUGAGGGAAUUCCUAGGACACUGGGAGAAUGUUCCGGAGCAGGAGCCCACAGAACCACCGCUGGAGCCCUCAGAUAACCACCAGUUACCAGCCGGGAUCAUCCCCCCCUCAGGCCUACCUGUCACUACCGGCGUCAACGUCAUCGGCAUCAUCAUUGGCGUCCUCGUCGUCCUCGUUGUCAUUGUCCUCAUCAUUGUCCUCGUCAUCAGGAGAUGUGAUAGGAGAUCAGGUACCCCGGCAGUGUUCUAACAGCCGAGCCGUCAUCUGAUGUUUCUUCCUUGGACCAUAAGAAGGUGAUAACGUUCAACCGUCUCAUGGUGUCAAAAACUGACCCUUGACGAGGGUGUGACUUCCAGUCUAAUAUACUCCCCUCUACUCAGAGGUGGGUUUACCAAGAAGCCAAAGAAGCUUAAGCGUCCGAACCCCUCGCUUUCCGUGGCUGCUGAGGGGCCCUUACCAUGCACUGACCCAGUCAUUUUGAAGACUUUGCAAAAGUGAGACAUUUGCUCACAAUCACUCAGGACU